AUGCAGCAGGAUGCUGCCCGGCAGACAGAAUUCGCCAGAGAACAAGCCACAGUUAUGAGUGAGCAAGCGGAGUUAAUUGGGAGAUUGCAACAGCAAACUGCGGCGUCACCUUCACAGCAGGUCCCUCCUCCAUUAAGGGUUCCAAUACCCAAAGAGACGCCAAAUGCCCGGAAUGUCCAAGAAGACACGGACAUCCCGACAGGGUCGGCUCCACCCCUGAUUCCGCCUCAACAAUCCAAGGCACCCACUCCCAUCAAUCUAUCGAAUUCUCCCUUUGAGUCCGAGCCAGAACAGAAGAGAUUCGAAGAUUCUGAGAGGAUCAGGAAAGCAAAAGGCCACCUGGGGCUCGAAACUGCCGCAAAUACGGAAAUGGAAAAUGCUGCAAGCAUAGGGAUAAAAGGGACCGCAAGUAUCGGGACAGUUGUGACAGAACCAGACAGAUGCCUGUCAGCUGCAGAUGACUUAGAAGACCUUCCUGGUGCUAACCCUGAGAAUAUGGCUGGGGAAUCGCUCACACAACUUGUCAGGAGGAAGAACGCCGAAAGGAUGGCCGCCCGGAGGAGAGCCAAGGCUGUCCGAUUGGAAACUCCACCCACCGCCGUUGCUGAGUCCUCUUUGCUUGUUAUUGCGGAAGAAACAGCUCAGACUAAAAUGGCCGAGACAGAGCAGGUAGAACAAGGGGAUCAAGAGGCUGAGCAAAGGGUGAAAAAGCAUCCCGCCGAGCGAGAAGCCGUCCCUAAUAAGGACCAAACUGAUAAACGGCCGCGCAUUGAGGACUCGGACUUGACCGAUUUCGAGGCAUCGAAAGCGGCGGAGGAACUUGCAAGAGCCGACUCCAAGGCUGAGAGCGCGAGGAAUUCUGACCAACUCAGGUUGGCCAUCGAAGAGAGGGCAAAAGCGAGUGAAGACGCGCUCAAGUUAGCCAAAGAGGUGAUCGCCAAGCUGGAAGCAAAUUUGGAAGAGUCGAGGAAGGCAAAGGAAAUAGCUGACUCUGAGAUUUCCAAAGUGUUCCAAGCUGGGAAGGACGCCGCCUUGGAAAACUACGUGGAAGAAGUGCCCAAGUUCGAGAAUCGGGGCUUCAAACACAGCUGGCUCAAAGCCCUUACUGCCGCGAAUAUGACAUUGGCGCAAUUGAUUCCAUACGAGCAGGUGGACGUUGAGCCGCUGGAGUCUAACCCUGAAGAUUGA
Messenger RNA from Camellia sinensis, 1188 nucleotides. The record is from RefSeq and is a predicted model, not a curated record. NCBI's taxonomy places the organism in Eukaryota, Viridiplantae, Streptophyta, Magnoliopsida, Ericales, Theaceae.